AUGAUCUCAUCAACUCUCGAAUUCGCCCAAGAGCAGCUUCUCCAACACACAGCUCGUACCUCUCUCAUCCUCCUCUUCCUAAUCCCCAUCCUCUACCUCCUCAGCAACGAGAUCCUCCGCUCCAAAGCCCGCCUCCCCUCCUUCCCCGGCCCCCGCGGCCUCCCCCUCAUCGGCAACAUCGCCGACAUCCGCCUCAACGCCGCCGAAAAAUACCGGCAAUGGACCAAAACCCACGGCGCCGUCUACCAGAUCCAACUAGGCAACAUCCCCGUCAUCGUCGUCAACUCCGCCGACGCAGCCAAAGCGGUCUUCGGCCAGAACUCCCAGGCCCUGAGCUCCCGCCCCAUCUUCUACACGUUCCAUAAAGUCCUCUCCAACACAGCAGGGACGACGAUCGGGACGAGUCCGUUCUCCGAGAGUCUGAAGCGACGGAGGAAAGGCGCUGCGUCGGCGUUGAACAAACCCAGCGUCGCGACGUAUGUCCAGCACCUCGAUAUCGAGACCCUCGCGUUCGCGAGGGAGGCCUUCAAGUAUGGCGACGCUGGCCGGAAAGCUGUGGAUCCGAUGCCGUUGAUUCAGCGUCUCUCACUUAGCUUGUCUUUGACGCUCAACUGGGGCACGCGCAUGGGCGAUAGCGAGAACGCGCUCUUUCACGAAAUCACCGAGGUCGAGGAGGAGAUUUCGAGGUUCCGGAGCACGACGGGGAAUUUACAGGAUUAUAUUCCGUUGUUGCGACUCAACCCCUUCAGUUUCGGCACGCGGAAAGCGGCUGAGAUGCGGAGGCGAAGGGAUGUAUACCUCACAAAGUUGAAUAAAGACUUGGAUGAUCGGAUGGAGAAGGGCACGCACAAGCCGUGUAUCCAGGCGAAUGUGAUUCUGGAUAAGGAGGCGAAGUUGAACAAGGAGGAGUUGACAAGUAUCAGUUUGACGAUGUUGAGUGGCGGGUUGGAUACGGUGACGACGCUGAUGCAGUGGGCGAUUGCGUUGUUGGGGCAGCGGCCGGAUGUGCAGAGGAAGGCGAUUGGGGAGAUUAGGAAGAUAUAUGGUGAGGAGAGGAUGCUUUGUGAUGAAGAGGAUGAUAUGGAGUGUGCUUAUGUUAUGGCUUUGGUGAAGGAGUGCUUGAGGUACUACACCGUCCUCCGUCUCGCCCUUCCGAGAGCGACAGUCCGGGACAUCACCUAUCAAGGCAAACUCAUCCCAGCCGGCACAACGAUCUACCUCAAUGCAUGGGCCUGCAACAUGGACUCAAACGUAUGGGGUCCAGACGUAGAGGAGUUCAGACCAGAGCGCUGGCUAGAGCAGCCUGACGCCCCAUUAUUCACCUACGGCCUUGGAUACCGAAUGUGCGCUGGCUCGCUCCUCGCAAACCGAGAGCUCUACCUCGCCUUCAUGCGGAUGCUCAGCUGCUUCGAGAUUGUCAGCCACGGCGACGUAGAUGUGCAUCCUGUGCGAGGCUCGAGCGACCCUACAUCUCUGGUGACAAUGCCCCAUCGAUAUCAGGUGUACUUCAAGCCGAGGAAUGAGAAAGUCCUCAGAUCAAUCAUCGAGGAGAAGGAAGCGGCAAAGGUCUUUGCCUAG
Molecule: messenger RNA, 1578 nt
Organism: Zasmidium cellare ATCC 36951
Lineage: Eukaryota; Fungi; Ascomycota; Dothideomycetes; Mycosphaerellales; Mycosphaerellaceae
Exons: 2
Coding region: 1-1578 (525 amino acids)
Molecular function (GO): oxidoreductase activity, acting on paired donors, with incorporation or reduction of molecular oxygen; heme binding; iron ion binding
Source: RefSeq, a predicted model, not a curated record